Messenger RNA from Chenopodium quinoa (quinoa), 477 nucleotides. RefSeq lists its product as uncharacterized. Lineage: Eukaryota; Viridiplantae; Streptophyta; Magnoliopsida; Caryophyllales; Amaranthaceae. Bases 1 to 477 code for a protein of 158 amino acids. The record is from RefSeq and is a predicted model, not a curated record. The transcript has a single exon.
AUGAUUACUAAGAAUAAAUACUUUGGUGGUGUAGAAACAGUCGCUCUUACUGCAGAGUGUAGUGCAAUAUUGCAAAAUAAAUCCCCACCUAAGCUUAAGGACCUUGGUAGUGUUUCCAUCCCAUGUCAUGUAGGUGCAUUAUUCAUUGAUAAAGCUUUAUGUGACUUAGCUUCUAGUGUGUCUGUUAUGCCUCUUUCUGUUUGUAACGGGUUGAAUAUGGGAGCUUUAAAAUACACACAAAUCACUUUGCAAAUGGCGGAUCGUUCUAUAAAAUACCCUUUAGGUGUUUUGGAGGAUGUCCCCGUUUGGGUUGGGAAAUUUUUUAUUCCUGUUGACUUUAUAGUUUUGGAAAUGGAGGAGGAUAGUAAUAUCCCGAUCAUUUUAGGUAGACCUUUCUUGUGUACUGCAGGUGCUGUUAUUGAUGUCAAGUCUGGGUCCCUUACUUUGUCUGUUGGUGAUUACUUUGUCUGUUGGUGA